Messenger RNA from Girardinichthys multiradiatus, 1114 nucleotides. It is a transcript of the gene atg101, whose product is annotated as autophagy related 101. Gene Ontology annotation, cellular component: phagophore assembly site. The record is from RefSeq and is a predicted model, not a curated record. Bases 202 to 849 code for a protein of 215 amino acids. NCBI's taxonomy places the organism in Eukaryota, Metazoa, Chordata, Actinopteri, Cyprinodontiformes, Goodeidae. Gene Ontology annotation, biological process: autophagosome assembly; autophagy. The transcript is spliced from 3 exons.
AUUCCAUCUACACCGGUGUGGUAACAAACAUCCAACUUGCUGUAUUUUGCUUGUAUUUAUCUGCAAUCACUACUUCCAAAUAUCAAGUAAAGAUAGUUUUUUUUAAUUAAUAGAACAUAUUUUAAGUGUUUUAUUGAACGGUGUAAAACAGUAAGGAAGUCUCCGCCCAUUUUCAGAGAUGGAAAUACGCAACAUCUCACAAUGAAUUGUCGUUCGGAGGUUCUGGAGGUAACGGUGGAGGCUCGGCAGGUGGAGGAGGCCAUGCUAGCAUUAUUACACACCAUUUUACUGCACCGAAGCACAGGCAAGUUUCACUACAAGAAGGAGGGCACCUACUCCAUCGGCACCGUGGGCACACAGGACAUCGACUGCGAUUUCAUUGACUUCACCUUUGUUAGGGUGUCCUCGGAGGAGCUGGACAGGGUGAUCAGGAAAGCGGUGUCUGAAUUCAAGGAUGCUUUGAGCAGCGAUGGCAUGGGGCAGAUCUCCCUAGAGUUCUACCAGAAGAAGAAAUCUCGCUGGCCCUUCUCUGAUGAGUGUAUUCCCUGGGAGGUGUGGAGCAUCAAGGUCAAUGUGGUCAACCUGGCAAAUGAGCAGGAGAGACAGAUCUGCCGGGAGAAAGUGGGCGAAAAGCUGGGGGAGAAGGUGAUCAACGUGGUGGAGGUCAUAAACCGCCACGAAUACCUGCCAAAAAUGCCCACCCAGUCUGAAGUAGACAAUGUUUUUGACACCAGCCUUAAAGAUGUCCAGCCAUACCUGUACAAAAUCACUUAUCAGAUCACUGACUCACUGGGCACCUCUGUGAGCACCACCAUGAGGAGGCUGAUAAAAGACACCUUGGCCCUGUGAGGAUCCUCUCAGUAGAUCACUAUCUAAUGGUGUUUGAUAACGUUUUGUGGUGUAGAGACAUCUCAGUUAGACUGCUGCAGAUUUGAAGCAGCAUCUGUUAUCACUGGUGUUAAUGUCAGUUAUGACUGUUCAUUUUUCAAUUAUGUAUUCUUUAUUUUCAAGAUUGUUUGCGCUAGAAUAGGUAUACCACAAAAGACCAUACAUUGGGUAAUAUCUGUAAACAGUGUCAUUUCAAAAUAAAUGAUCCUCAUUGUCUUUCUCAUCA